Plasmodium relictum is the source of this 456-nucleotide messenger RNA. RefSeq names its product CDGSH iron-sulfur domain-containing protein, putative. Gene Ontology annotation, molecular function: 2 iron, 2 sulfur cluster binding. The transcript has 3 exons. NCBI's taxonomy places the organism in Eukaryota, Apicomplexa, Aconoidasida, Haemosporida, Plasmodiidae. The record is from RefSeq and is a predicted model, not a curated record. Gene Ontology annotation, cellular component: intracellular membrane-bounded organelle. The coding region runs from base 1 to 456 and encodes 151 amino acids.
AUGAGUGAUCCACUAGAGUAUCUUAAUGAAAUAAACUUCAAUACGAAAAAAUUUCCUCAGUAUACUCAUUUAAUAGAAACUUGCCCAUCUGAACAUGAAAAUGAAAAGACUAUAAGAAUUUGUCGUUGUUGGCAAUCAGGAAAAUUCCCAUAUUGUGAUGAUACACAUAAGAUUUUCAUUGAAAAUGGUGACAAUGUUGGUCCAUAUGUAGCAAAAUUAACUAGUUAUAAGUUAUCAGAUGAAGAAAAGUUAAAAAAGAAAAAAUACAAUGAAAAAUAUAUAAAAAUAAAUAAUAAAAUUCCCUAUGAAAAAUCUACAAAAUUAAAUUUUAAAUUAAAUUAUUCAUAUGUGAAUCAGAAAUUAAAGAAACCUAUUUUUUUAUCUUUUUUUGUUCUAACAUCUGCCAUACUAUAUACACAAAAAGAUCAAGUUACUAAUAUGUAUUCUACUCAUUAA